Messenger RNA from Rhipicephalus sanguineus (brown dog tick), 1519 nucleotides. RefSeq lists its product as uncharacterized. The transcript has a single exon. NCBI's taxonomy places the organism in Eukaryota, Metazoa, Arthropoda, Arachnida, Ixodida, Ixodidae. The record is from RefSeq and is a predicted model, not a curated record. The coding region runs from base 94 to 1284 and encodes 396 amino acids.
GCUGACUACUUCUGUUCUGGAAGCAAAGCCGGGGAAGAAAACGUGUUUCCUGCAAUCGUUCAAACUGGCAUAUAUGAGGAAAUUCGUGUUGCCAUGAAUAGGGUAGCCGCAAACGCUGCAAGCCUCAUAAUGGACGUAGAUAACAAUGAUGCCGAGCACUACAACUCCGUUGUGGCAAAGUUCGUUGGUGGAAAACGCAUAAACUAUUCGAUGAAAGGGUCCUACAAAACAAGGUGUCUUGCUGCUUCUUUAUCGGUGAACUGCAAAGGGACUUAUCAUGAAAAAAUUGCCCGCAGAAUUUCCGGCGGGAAGCUCGGAAAAUGUACAGCUUCAUUCGUGAAAGCGUCAGUUGCUCGAAGAAAAUCAAAGCAAAAGCUGCCGAAGAAGGCACCAUCAACCACACCACGCUCCCAGCGCCGAGUCAAAGAGCAUCAUCCUGGUGCUGAUGUUGACUAUGGUCUGCCAGACAUGGAGCCUGGAGCUUUGGCAACUGCUUCUGAGAACUUCGUAAAAUCGCUUUCGCUAUCAGUUACAAGCAUCGAAGACCUGCAGAGAGCAACAUCCAAGCAGAGUGGAUCUAGUCUGUGGAAACAUGAAAGGCGGAAGAGGUUGACAGCAUCAGUUUUUGGCGCUAUUUGUAAAAUGAAACCAACGACUGGAUGCGGACGCACAGUUGGAGACAUCUUGUACAAGGAAAUUAGUUCCGAAGCCAUCAGGUACGGACGGGACCACGAGUGCGUUGCCCUGAGGCAGCUUGAAAAGGAGUGCAACGUUGUUGUAAAACAGUGCGGCUUGUUCGUAGACCAGGAAAACCCCUUCCUUGGAGCUAGUCCGGACGGUCUGAUUGGGGAGGACGUCCUCGUGGAAGUGAAGUGUCCAUACUCAGCGAGGGACCUUACUCCACUAGAAGGAGUCCGAGCCAAAAAAAUAACAUACUGUACGGAAAACGAGGACGGAAAAUUGAAGCUUAAGUCCAAUAGUAACUAUUGGUCUCAAGUGCAAGGUCAGAUGAAUAUAUCUCGUCGUCAGAAAUGCCUUUUCGUGGUGUGGACAAAAAACGGCAUAAGCAUUGAGGCAAUAUCCAGAGAUGAAGUCUUUUGGAAGAAUGAGAUGUUCCCCCGGCUCAAAACAUUUUACAUGCACUGCAUGCUACCAGAGCUCGUGGACCCAAGGAGGAGCCGCGGCCUUCCAAUUCGCGAGCCUGAUCAUAUCACGGAGGCGCAAAAGAACCGUUUACUCAAGCAGGCUUUGAAGAAGACGUCUAGAAAUGGAGACUGCCAAUAAAUCACCAAGCAAUCCUGUUCUGACAAUGCUCUAGCGCGCCUGUUGAAAUUGCGACGCACGUCAGGAGUCGUACGUGUUUCCUCACACCAAUGCUGUUGUUUAUGCUUAGGGUUGCCAAUGCCGCUUAUUGUUGGUCGAUGACUGUGUCGUCGAGUGUUGAAGUAAAAUAUAUGUUGGUGAAUCAACAACUUUAAUCAUGCUCUUGCAAACGUGCCUUCAACCGAAUGGAGACUAC